UUACAUUGAAGUUCCACAAACUAAGCCCUAAACAUUCUCUUCCAACACCCCCGCCGGCGAUCCUCGCAGUAUCUCAGCGAAGCUCAGGCAAAUAGAUCAUGGCCUCCGACUCAUCUCCGGUCAACACUCACGGCGGUCCAUAUACACCAGAUGACUCAACUUCAAGCCCAAUUGGUAACACUUACUCAUCUCCCGGUGACAACACUCGCCGGAAGCGUGGCCGCCGCUCGUCAGCCACAUCCACACCAGUUGCACCGUCAAAUCGGCGAUUCACAACUCCCGAUGCUACACCGACGCCUUCCAGUACUAAUUCGCGCCGUGGCCGAAGAAGAGCGUCCUCCACCACCCCUUCUGGUGCAGCCGCCGCGACUCCGUCUUAUGCGUCUGAUAUUCCGCCGUCCUCAGAGGGCGGGGAAGGUGAUGAUGCCGAUGAGGCCCCACCAAUGUAUGUGUGGGGCACAAACAUCAGCGUACAAGAUGUAAACGCUGCAAUUCUUAGGUUUUUGAGGAAUUUUCGAGAGGAUCCUUCUCAAACUGAGGGGAAAUACAUGAGGGCAAUUCAUCAUGUAAUUGAAAUGGAAGGCGACUCACUCGACGUUGAUGCUCACGAUGUGUUUGAUUAUGAUAACGAUUUGUAUACCAAAAUGGUCAGGUUCCCACUUGAGGUUCUAGCAAUUUUUGACAUUGUUUUAAUGGACAUGGUUAGCAGAAUUAACCCACUAUUCGAGAAGCACAUACAAGCUAGAAUUUUCAAUCUUAAGAGUUCGACUUCAAUGAGAAAUCUUAAUCCGGCAGAUAUUGAGAAGAUGGUGUCACUCAAAGGGAUGGUUAUUCGAUGUAGUGCAAUUAUUCCUGAGAUAAGGGAAGCAAUAUUUAGGUGUCUUGUUUGUGGGUAUUACUCUGAUCCAAUUGUUGUCGAUAGAGGAAGGAUUAAUGAGCCAACAAUAUGCGGCAAGCAAGAAUGUCUAGCAAGGAACUCAAUGACUUUGGUCCACAAUAGAUGCAGGUUUGCUGAUAAACAAAUUGUGAGAGUUCAAGAAACACCAGAUGAGAUUCCUGAGGGAGGGACACCUCACACAGUAAGCUUGUUGAUGCACGACAAGCUGGUGGAUGCUGGGAAGCCAGGAGACAGAGUUGAAGUCACUGGAAUUUAUCGGGCUAUGAGUGUCAGAAUUGGGUCAACACAGAGGACCGUAAAAUCAUUGUUCAAGACUUACAUUGAUUGUCUUCAUCUUAAGAAGACUGACAAGUCAAGAAUGAAUGCAGAGGAUCCGAUGGAAAUUGAAAAUGGAGUGGUUGGAAAUGAUGGCUCUCUUGGUUAUGAAGAAAAGGUGGAGAAAUUGAAAGAACUAUCUAAACAGCCUGAUAUCUAUGAAAGGUUGACUAGGUCCUUGGCGCCAAACAUCUGGGAGUUGGAUGAUGUAAAGAAAGGUCUUCUUUGCCAGCUCUUUGGGGGGAAUGCAUUGACGUUGCCAUCUGGGGCUAGCUUCCGAGGUGAUAUCAACAUUCUUCUUGUUGGUGAUCCGGGGACCAGCAAAUCGCAGCUGCUUCAGUAUAUUCACAAACUAUCUCCCCGUGGUAUAUACACCAGUGGACGAGGAAGUUCCGCCGUGGGGUUGACUGCUUAUGUAGCCAAAGAUCCUGAGACUGGUGAAACUGUCCUCGAGAGUGGGGCCCUGGUCCUGAGUGACAGGGGGAUCUGCUGUAUCGAUGAGUUUGACAAAAUGUCUGACAGUGCAAGGAGCAUGUUACAUGAGGUCAUGGAGCAACAAACUGUUUCAAUUGCAAAGGCUGGAAUCAUUGCUUCGCUUAAUGCUAGGACUUCCGUAUUGGCUUGCGCAAAUCCAAUUGGCUCUCGUUACAAUCCCCGUCUAUCUGUCAUUGAUAAUAUACAUCUUCCACCUACCCUGCUGUCAAGAUUUGAUUUGAUAUAUUUAAUUCUAGACAAGGCUGAUGAGCAGAUGGACAGGCGCCUUGCAAAACACAUAGUUGCAUUACACUUUGAGAAUCCAGAGAACUCAGAGCAAGGUGUGAUUGACCUUCCAACAUUAACUGCAUACUUGAGCUAUGCUCGAAAACAUAUACAUCCACAAUUAUCUGACGAAGCAGCUGAAGAAUUGACUAGAGGGUAUGUGGAGAUGAGAAGAAGAGGGAAUUUCCCUGGCAGCAGUAAAAAGGUUAUUACAGCCACACCAAGGCAAUUAGAGAGCUUAAUACGCCUUAGUGAAGGUCUCGCCCGGAUUCGUUUUUCAGAACGGGUUGAGAAAAGAGACGUAAUGGAGGCUAUUCGUCUUCUAGAAGUUGCACUGCAGCAGUCUGCAACUGACCAUUCUACAGGAACCAUUGACAUGGAUCUCAUCACAACUGGAGUAUCUGCAAGUGAAAGGAUGAGAAGAGAGAAUUUCGUGUCAACCACCCGCAACAUAAUCAUGGAGAAGCUGCAGCUGGGGGGACCAUCAACUCGGAUGCUGGAGUUACUGGAAGAGCUGAAGAAGCAAAGUUCUGGUGGUGAAGUUCACCUAGCAGAUCUACGAAAUGCACUUGCUACUCUAGCUACUGAAGGAUUGGUUGCUGUUCAUGGUGAUGCUGUGAAGAGAAUAUGAUGAGUCGAAAUCAGGAGGCUUUCUCAAAUUCAUUGCUCAGGGAGCAGAAGUGGACAUGUAGAUUGCUACUAUUUACAAGAGCACUUUGCAGGCAUGUUAGGCAGAGUCAUGUUUUUUGUUCCUGAUCAGCAGUCUUCUUCACUAUCUAGCCUUUGAAACAGUUGGCCAUUCGUUAGAGCAAUGUGUACUACACUUUGCAAUGUCUAAGUAUUUGCUUGAACUUGAUCUUAAUUAAAAGCCUAUGGUGAAAAUGAAACUUGAAAACUUGUAUAUUUGAAAUUAGAUGGGAUGUAACGUGUGCAAUGACGCUGGUUUGGCGUAUAUCUGUUGAGAGUUAAAUUGGAACCAGUGAAGCCCCCUUCCAGAGUCA
Messenger RNA from Nicotiana attenuata, 2973 nucleotides. RefSeq names its product DNA replication licensing factor MCM4. The transcript is spliced from 18 exons. Gene Ontology annotation, molecular function: single-stranded DNA binding; ATP hydrolysis activity; single-stranded DNA helicase activity. The record is from RefSeq and is a predicted model, not a curated record. Gene Ontology annotation, cellular component: nucleus; MCM complex. Gene Ontology annotation, biological process: DNA replication; mitotic DNA replication initiation; DNA strand elongation involved in DNA replication. The coding region runs from base 99 to 2603 and encodes 834 amino acids. NCBI's taxonomy places the organism in Eukaryota, Viridiplantae, Streptophyta, Magnoliopsida, Solanales, Solanaceae.